Molecule: messenger RNA, 996 nt
Organism: Meloidogyne enterolobii
Lineage: Eukaryota; Metazoa; Nematoda; Chromadorea; Rhabditida; Meloidogynidae
Source: the annotation of a GenBank genome assembly
AUGAGAAUAGUGCACACAGUAGAACGAAGUCAGAGCCAACUAGCCCGUUCCCCUGCAGGUGUUUUAUCUCCUUGGUUGAGUGGAAAUGGUCGUUCUAAUUCUAGGCGUUCGCAUUGUGGAGGUCACCGUUCAUCAGCAGACCAAUUAAUUACAGAAAAUAAAAAUGCCAGUCAACAACAAACAAAUAAUUCCUCACCAAACAAUAUCCCCCAAUUAACCAUUGUAUUAAUGGGAGGCCCCAAAACAGGCAAAUCCGCGCUCGUUAGCCAAUUUCUUUGGGAAUGUUUUCUGUCUGAUUAUCGCCCUACUGUCGAAGAAUUUAAUUGGGUAGAGUAUGGAUGUGUUGAACAAAAAUUGUCUGGGCCCAAUUUUAUGUUACAAUUAAUUGAUAGUAGUGGAAGUAGGGAUUUUCUGGCUAUGAGACAUUUGUAUUAUAGAAUUGCUGAUGCUUUUAUGGUUGUCUAUGCAGCAGACGACCCUCAAAGCUAUGCAGAAGCAUUAACUAUGCUAAAAGAAAUUGGAGAACAAAAUACCAAAAAUGCCCCAAUUUUAUUGCUUCAAAAUAAAAGUGAUUUGGUGCCUAGAAGUGGUGGAGGGGAUACUCCUCCCUCCCCGGCAUUAUUAAAGGAUGAAGAAAAGGAUGAACAGUUGCUGAUUACUUCUGUUAGGAGAAUGAGAAUUUCUGCAAAAAAUUUGGAACAAGUGAAAGGCGCAUUUUCUUGGUUAAUAGAAGAAUUAGUAAGGCGUUCAGAAAAUAUUUUUUCCUCAACCCAAAUUGACGGAAAACAACGCCCAACAAUUAUCACAACAGAAAAUAAUAAUGGAAUAAUUAAAGGAAGAAAGAGAAAUGGAAGUGGGCCUACAACAGGAUUUUUACCUUCAAAUAAUGGAAAAAUAGCGUUGUUAACCAGAAGAAGACAGUCAAUGCCGUCGCGGAGGACUGCUAGCGAAUUGGGGAUAGAUGAACAGGCGUUGAAACAGUUUAUGAAAAGGUGA